AUGCACGGCCUCAGGCAGGCGCUGGCCCGCCGCAGGGCUCGGCCUCGGCCCCGGCCCGGCAGCACCGAGCCCGGCGCCCCACACGCGCAGGGCUGGAUCCUCGACCCCUCCGGGGACUGGUACUACUGGUGGAUCAGCGCCAUGGUCCUGCCCAUCCUGUACAACUGGACCAUCCUCAUCUGCAGGUCCUGCUUCACGGACGUGCAGGAGCAGCACGUGCUGCUGUGGCUGAGCCUGGACUACCUGUGCGACGCGCUCUACCUGCUCGACAUCGCCGUGCGCUUCCACACCGGCUUCCUGGAGGAGGGCAUCCUGGUGCGGGACCGCGCCCAGAUCCGGCGGCGCUACCUGGGCUCCUCGUCCUUCGCCUGGGACGUGGCCUCGGUGCUGCCCACCGACCUGCUGUACCUGCGCCUGGGCCCGGGGGUGCCGGCGCUGCGGGCCAACCGCUGCCUGCGGGCGCCGCGGCUCUUGGAGGCCUUCGACCGGCGGGAGACGCGCACGGGCUACCCCAACGCCUUCCGCAUCGCCAAGCUGAUGCUCUACGUCUUCGUCGCCAUCCACUGGAACGCCUGCCUCUACUUCGCCCUCUCCGUCCGCCUGGGGCCCGGCGCCGACGCCUGGGUCUACCCCAACGCCAGCCGCCCCGGCUUCGCCCGCCCGCUGCGCCAGUACCUCUACAGCUUCUACUUCUCCACCCUCAUCCUCACCACGGUGGGCGACACGCCGGCGCCGCGGCGCGAGGAGGAGUUCCUCUUCAUGACCGCCGGCUUCCUCCUGGCCGUGCUGGGCUUCGCCACCGUCACGGGCAGCAUGAGCUCCGUCAUCGCCAACGUGAGCGCGGCCGACGCCGCCUUCUACCCCCGGCACGGCGCGGUGCAGCGCUACCUGCGGACGCGGGGCGCGGGCCGGCGGCUGGCGCGGCGGGUGGCCCGCUGGCACCAGCACCUGCGGGCGCAGCGCAAGCCGACGGGGGAGCGCGGGGCGCUGCGGGCGCUGCCGGGGCGGCUGCGGGCCGAGGUGGCCGCCGGCGUGCACCUGCCGGCGCUGCGCAAGGUGGCCCUCUUCCAGCGCUGCGAGCGCGGCGUGCUGCAGGAGCUGGUGCUGCGGCUGCGGCCCCAGGUCUUCAGCCCCGGCGAGUUCGUCUGCCGCAAGGGCGACGUCGGCCGCGAGAUGUACUUCGUCCGCGAGGGGCGGCUGGCCGUGGUGGCCGACGACGGCGUCACGCCGCUGGCCGUGCUGGGCGAGGGGCUCUACUUCGGGGAGAUCAGCCUCAUCAACAUCGCAGGGAACAGGUCGGGCAACCGGCGCACCGCCAACAUCAAGAGCAUCGGCUACUCGGACCUCUUCUGCCUCUCCAAGGAGGACCUGGCGGAGGUGCUGCGCGAGUUCCCCGCCGCCCGGGCCGCGAUGGAGGCCAAGGGCCGCGAGAUCCUGCUGCGGCUCGGCAAGCUGGACGAGCACGCCGAGGCGGCGGCCGAGGAGGCGGCGCGCCGGACGCGGGCGCUGGAGGCGGCGCUGGAGGGGCUGCAGACGCGGGCGGCCCGGCUGCUGGCCCAGCUGGAGUCCAGCGCCUUCAAGCUGGCCCUGCGCAUCGAGCGCCUGGAGGGCCGGCUCCGGCGGCGGGGCUCUGCCGGGCCCCCCAUAACCCCUGCGGCCCCCAACUGCCCCUGCAGCUCCCCACGGCCCCUGUAG
This is a messenger RNA of Dromaius novaehollandiae (emu), 1695 nucleotides long. RefSeq names its product cyclic nucleotide gated channel subunit alpha 4 (gene CNGA4). The transcript has 6 exons. NCBI's taxonomy places the organism in Eukaryota, Metazoa, Chordata, Aves, Casuariiformes, Dromaiidae. Gene Ontology annotation, biological process: monoatomic cation transmembrane transport. The record is from RefSeq and is a predicted model, not a curated record. Gene Ontology annotation, molecular function: intracellularly cAMP-activated cation channel activity; intracellularly cGMP-activated cation channel activity; cGMP binding. The coding region runs from base 1 to 1695 and encodes 564 amino acids. Gene Ontology annotation, cellular component: plasma membrane; intracellular cyclic nucleotide activated cation channel complex.